Molecule: messenger RNA, 729 nt
Organism: Eutrema salsugineum
Lineage: Eukaryota; Viridiplantae; Streptophyta; Magnoliopsida; Brassicales; Brassicaceae
Exons: 2
Coding region: 1-729 (242 amino acids)
Biological process (GO): DNA integration
Molecular function (GO): nucleic acid binding
Source: RefSeq, a predicted model, not a curated record
AUGGGUCCUUUUGUGAGCUCAUAUGGGAAUCACAUACUUGUUGCUGUGGAUUUUGUUUCCAAAUGGGUUAAGGCUGUUGCUUCCCCAACCAAUGACUCUAAGGUGGUGGUCAAGCUUUUCAAAAGCAUCAUCUUUCCAAGGUUUGGGGUUCCUAGAGUUGUGAUAAGUGAUGGAGGUUCUCAGUUUGUGAACAAGACUCUGGAAGGGCUGCUAAGAAAGCAUGGUGUCAAGCACAAGAUAGCUAGUCCAUAUUACCUUCAGACCAGUGGCCAAGUAGAGGUCUCAAACAGACAGAUCAAGGCCAUCUUAGAAAGGACAGUGAGCAACUUAAGGAAAGACUGGAGCAAGAAGCUGGAUGAUGCUCUCUGGGCCGAUAGGACUGCUUACAAGACUCCCAUUGGAACAUCACCUUUGAAUCUGUUGUAUGGGAAGAGCUGCCACUUACCAGUAGAGCUUGAGUACAAGGCUCUUUUGGCUGUUAAAAUGUUGAACUUUGACAUUAAGACAGUUCAAGAUAAGAGGGAAAAGACCAAGAUCUUGCAUGAUCAGAAAAUUCUCAAGAGGGAGUUCAAGGUGGGAGACCUGGUUCUUUUGUUUAACUCAAGGCUCAAGUUUUUCCCUGGUAAAUUAAGGUCAAGAUGGUCAGGACCAUUCAGGGUUUUAGAGGUUAGAAGCUAUGGAGCAUUAGUCUUGGAGGGAAAGGAUGGAAAGGGUUUUGUUGUGUAUUGA